CACUUUUGUGAUCUAUCAUACUCGUCAAGGAACUGGUUGAAACUUGCUUGUUAAUCACCGGACCAAUCGCAGACCAGAUGAAUAUCUCCUCCGCUCACGCUGAUCCUAUGCGUAUCUACCGUGCGAAGCGGGACAGCGCGAAACCUCGCGUCACUAAAAACUACAACAUCCUCGGCUUCAUCUCUUCUGGCACCUACGGCCGCGUGUACAAGGCUCAGAGCCGGGAACCCGACGCGCGGAUACACGCCAUCAAAAAGUUUAAGCCUGACAAGGAGGGCGACGUGACCACAUACACAGGCAUCAGCCAGAGUGCCAUCCGCGAGAUCGCCCUCAACCGGGAGAUCUCUCAUGAAAACGUGGUUGCCCUCAAGGAGGUCAUCCUUGAGGACAAGUCGAUCUAUAUGGUCUUUGACUAUGCAGAACAUGACUUCCUGCAGCUGAUACACCAUCACUCGCAGACGCUACGAACUAGUAUAUCGUUCCCAGUGUUGAAGAGCCUCACGUUCCAGCUCCUGAAUGGCCUCCUCUAUCUGCACUCGUGCCACAUCAUCCACCGUGACCUCAAGCCCGCCAACAUCCUUAUCACCGCCGACGGUGUCGUCAAGAUUGGUGAUCUCGGCUUGGCACGCCUAACGUAUUCGCCGUUGCAAGCGCUGUACACCGGCGACAAGGUUGUCGUGACAAUAUGGUACCGCGCCCCGGAGCUACUACUUGGCGCGAAACACUACAACAAGGCCAUCGACAUCUGGGCUGUUGGGUGCGUUGUUGCGGAACUAGCAAGCCUAAGACCGAUAUUCAAGGGCGAAGAGGCGAAGCUGGACUCGAAGAAAAAUGUACCGUUCCAGAAAGACCAGAUGCUCAAAAUUUUCGAGAUCUUGGGAACACCAGACGAGCGCGAUUGGCCUGGCGUGAAGGACAUGCCAGAAUACCCGAAUAUGAAACGCCUUGAUCCAUACACUAACCGACUUCGCGAUUGGUGUUCGAAUCGGAUGAAAUCCCAGCUGGGCUAUGAAUUCUUGAAGCAAACCUUUGUCUAUGAUCCGGACAAGAGGCUUACAGCACACGCCGCCCUCAAGCACAAAUGGUUCCAAGAGGACCCUAUUCCUACUCAAAACGCCUUCGAAUCACUCCAGGCUCAUCAGCAUCCGCCGCCGAGGCGCAUCACGUAUGACGACGCACCUAGCAUGAUGCCACUCCCCACACAAGCACAAGCGACACAAAACGUUGCUCAAGCACAGGCCACGCAGGUGCAUGCGCUUAGCAUGAGCCAUAGCAUGUCCGCGAAGAGCAUGUCCGGGAGAGGCAGUGCCGGGAGUGUGGGCACGGGCGUAGGGACGGGCGGGGCAAUAGGGAACGGUACCGCCGGGGGCGGGCGAGCACGGAAGAAGGCCAGGGUUGGGUGACCCCAGCAUGUGCAGUCGUCGUUGUGGCAGUAUUGUUGCGACCUCCCCUUUUGAUAUUAAAUUGGAUUCCGGUCGUUCUUCCGGC
This is a messenger RNA of Phanerochaete carnosa HHB-10118-sp, 1488 nucleotides long. RefSeq lists its product as uncharacterized. Bases 78 to 1403 code for a protein of 441 amino acids. Gene Ontology annotation, biological process: protein phosphorylation. Gene Ontology annotation, cellular component: mediator complex; nucleus. The record is from RefSeq and is a predicted model, not a curated record. Gene Ontology annotation, molecular function: ATP binding; cyclin-dependent protein serine/threonine kinase activity; RNA polymerase II CTD heptapeptide repeat kinase activity. Lineage: Eukaryota; Fungi; Basidiomycota; Agaricomycetes; Polyporales; Phanerochaetaceae. The transcript is spliced from 4 exons.